Messenger RNA from Medioppia subpectinata, 2083 nucleotides. Lineage: Eukaryota; Metazoa; Arthropoda; Arachnida; Sarcoptiformes; Oppiidae. The record is from the annotation of a GenBank genome assembly.
CAAAUAAAAUAAAAAUUCCGAUACAAUUAAAAAUAUAUCAUUUUACACAUUUAAAAUGGCAACUUUCAUUAUGCGGGGUUAUGUAUUGAUUGUGUUAUCAUGUGUUUUAACAAACAUAAUCAUAUGUACCACUGAAAUAAAGGACACCGACGAACCGACCAAUACAGUGAAAGUAGAGAUACAGUCCAACGAGGUUACAACGAAGUCCAUUGUGACGAGUAAACCAAAACCGCAUUCACGGGCUAUACAACAGUGUCCGGCGGAGGCGGCACUCAAGCCGUGCACAUGUCUUCACCGGCAAAAUCUUGUGGUAUGCGAUGGCGACCACGAGUUUGAAUUGAGCGCUAUUGUGACGGCUCUCACGUCCGCGAAUGGCAGCAAUCACUACAAACUUUUACAUUUUAUGCCCAAUAAGUUGACCGAAAUGAGCGCAAAUACGUUCAAAGAGCUAACGUUUAACGGCAUAUGGCUUAUGGGCGCCCAAAACCUCAAGACAAUACACGAGAACGCGUUCGCCGGCACCGACACUGUCACCACUCAUCUCAUCCUAUCCUACUGUCCAUCACUGGACUCGGCAAAUAUAUUUACCAUCAUUAAUAAGUUUGUUAACAUUAAACUUAUUUCAUUAACUGAAAUGAACAUCGAGUCCAUCCCUGGCCAGGCGUUCGGCCCAUUGAAACAUUUAACUAUGCUUUCAAUAACGGAUACUAAACUAAAAACAAUCGGCGAAAAGGCUUUCCUGGCGUUAAACUCGUUGAAACUAUUGACGUUUAAGGACACGUCGAUCGCACGGAUACCCCGCGAUGUACUCGUAUUUAGCAUUAAUUACGACAUCCCUUUGCACAUAACCCUAAUGGAAAAUCACUUGCUGUCCAGCGCCAGCUUUGAUGCCGAUUCCCUGACCUCAUUGGGCAGACCUACCGGUAUAUCUCUGGUCCCGUACAGCAAAAACCCGUAUCAGUGGAAAUAUUUGAGCGAGGCUAUUUUUAAACCAUUUUUAUCGGUACAGAAGGUUUUGAUGCCGACUCCUUGUCCGCUUUGGGCCGACCAACAGUUAUUACCCUGUAUUCCGUGCCCUCCCGUCCCUAUCAGUGGAAUAGAGAUUGCGUGGGAAAGUAUUGCAAUCAUCGGACUGACGGCCAUACUGUCUGUGUGGCCAUCGGACGGACACGAGUGCCCGUACGGCGAUGUACUCAAGCCGUGCACCUGUUCUGGCGAUGAGGUGUUCCGAUGCGGUGACAAACCGGUGGCCAAUAUGAAGGAGAUAUUUGCCAAAUACGCCAAAACACUAAAAGACGACGACAAGGAGUUGGAGGCCAUUGUGAUAGAGGGUCCGGGCGUUACGGACAUACCGGAGGCGGUGUUCGGCGACAUCUAUUUCAAGCGCAUAUCGAUCCAGAAUUGUCCCAAUUUGAAGACAAUACACAAGAAUGCGUUCGCCGGCACCGACACAUUCACCCAAGAAGUCACCAUCUAUAAUCUGCCCAAAUUGGCCGCCACUCCCGCCGUGUCCUUUGAUUUGGUCAACAAGUUUCAAAAGGUGGCCGUCGUUUGCAUCGGACACAUGGGUCUGAAGGAAAUACCGUCGAUGGCGUUUGCCAAACAGUCCGGAUCAAUUGUAUACCUAGCGAUCAACGGCACAGAGAUCACCAAAAUAGCGGACAAAGCGUUUUACAAUCUAAACGCGUUGACCGAAGUGCACAUCACCGACACAUCCAUCGCACAGAUCCCGAAGAAUGUGUUUGUGUUCAGCAAAAAGUCUGAAAUUCCCAUUGAAAUCUUACUGUACCGGAACCCGAAGCUCACGGCCACGGGUAUGGAUCCGUUGGCCUUCAUGAGUAUUGGCCGCCCGGCGGAGAUUGACUUCUCCGGCGAUCAUAUGGACCACGACAUGGACUUCAAGCAAAUGAAGGUUCUGGAGGAGAAGGUGUUCCACCCGUUCCUAAAGCUGGAUGAGGGCAAUAAGAUUGGUAUGAAAGGACAGCCCUUUGAUUGCGCUGAUUGUCAUAACGCGUGGCUCAAGAAGUCGCCCAAAAUGGCCGAAAGGGUCGACGGCUUGAAGUGUGCGAACGUGGCAUUUUAA